Molecule: messenger RNA, 844 nt
Organism: Mercurialis annua (annual mercury)
Lineage: Eukaryota; Viridiplantae; Streptophyta; Magnoliopsida; Malpighiales; Euphorbiaceae
Product: protein ELF4-LIKE 4-like
Exons: 3
Coding region: 389-733 (114 amino acids)
Biological process (GO): positive regulation of circadian rhythm; entrainment of circadian clock
Source: RefSeq, a predicted model, not a curated record
AAGACAAGCAAAGCAACACAAACGUUAAUGUUAUUUCUUUGUUUUGUGUGUACAAAAAUACAGCAUAUAUCUCAGCGACAGUGAAUGAAUAAAUGAGUAUCUCUUCUCUCUCUUAUUAAUUUCUUGAUUCUCUUCAUCAUUUCACCACUCUCUGUCCUAGAUUUCAUUCUCCCAAUUCCUUUUUCUCGAGAAAAUUUCACUCUUUUUCUCGAGAAAACUCGGGUCCUUGAGCCCAUUUUCCCUGCCAAAAAUGUUCAAUUUCUUCAAGAUUUUAUUCUCUACUUGAAAAUCUUUAACUUGGGAUUGGGUUUUUGGAAAGGGAAAAAAAGUUGCUUUCUAUGUGAAAAGAGGAAAAUAACUGGGUUUGAUUGACAGAAGUGAAGCUGAAAUGGAAGGUGAUUAUUUUCCUGGCAUUGGCAACGGAAUACAACUCGAUAGUAAGGUUUCGCAAACAGUCGAAAAGAGUUUUAUGCAAGUUCAGGACAUUCUUGAUCAAAACAGGUUGCUAAUCAAUGAAAUUAACCAAAACCAUGAAUCGAAGAUUCCUGAUAAGUUGACUCGAAAUGUGGGGUUGAUUAGAGAGUUAAACAAUAACAUUAGAAGAGUAGUUGAUCUUUAUGCAGAUCUUUCUACUAAUUUCUCCAGGUCAUUGGAAGCUUCAUCAGAAGGAGAAUCAAGUGGAAUUUUGAAGUCCAGCGGGAAAGGAAAUCAGAAGAGAAUCAGAUCCGGGUAAUUCGUGGAAUUUAUAGCUUUUAUAUAGAUUCUGUAUUUUCUUCAUGAUGGAAUAAGAUAUGUAGUUAACAAUGGUAAGAUAAAGAAAUUAAUGAUCUAUUCUUCUGAGUAA